Molecule: messenger RNA, 1119 nt
Organism: Pistacia vera
Lineage: Eukaryota; Viridiplantae; Streptophyta; Magnoliopsida; Sapindales; Anacardiaceae
Product: probable sulfate transporter 3.4
Exons: 7
Coding region: 1-1119 (372 amino acids)
Biological process (GO): transmembrane transport
Cellular component (GO): membrane
Molecular function (GO): secondary active sulfate transmembrane transporter activity
Source: RefSeq, a predicted model, not a curated record
AUGAACACAAGCUCGGAGCAAGCAGUGGCAGCUUCUUCCGACAAUUCAGAUUAUAUCACAAUCUCUACAGAAACAAUUAGAACGUCUCCUCUUGAGGUUCAUAAAGUGUGUCUUCCUCCUCAUGCUACCACAUUUCAAAAACUCAAGCACAGACUUCGUGAAAUUUUCUUCCCCGAUGAUCCCCUCUACGUGUUCAAGAACCGGACUUUUCGCAGAAAAAUUGCUCUGGGUUAUCAGUAUGUGUUUCCUAUAUUACAAUGGGCUCCUACUUACAAUCUUGCACUCUUUAGAUCUGAUCUUAUAGCCGGACUCACCAUUGCCAGCUUAGCCAUCCCUCAGGGCAUUAAUUAUGCUAAGCUUGCAAAUCUGCCUCCGGUAAUUGGACUAUAUUCAAGCUUUGUGCCACCAUUGAUAUAUUCUGUACUUGGGAGUUCAAGACAUAUUGGCAUUGGUCCAGUUUCAAUAGCAUCAUUGGUUAUGGGCACCAUGUUAAACGAAGAGGUUUCUUUUGCUAAAGAAAGAGAUCUCUACACAAAACUUGCUUUUAGGGCUACUUUAUUUGCUGGUAUUUUUCAAGCGUCGUUGGGAUUUUUUAGGUUAGGUUUCAUUAUAGAUUUUCUAUCAAAGGCAACUCUGAUUGGAUUUAUGGCUGGAUCAGCAGUGAUUGUGUCUCUCCAACAACUUAAAGGAUUGCUUGGGAUUACUCAUUUUACUAGCGAGAUGCAAAUCUUUCCUGUUAUGGAGUCUGUUUUUGGUAACAUAAAGGAGUGGACUUGGGAAACCAUUGUUAUAGGCCUUAUUUUCCUAAUUUUUCUUCUGAUAGCCAGGCAAAUUUUGAGUCCAACCAAAAUGAAACCGAGGCUCUUCUGGGUUUCAGCUGCAGCUCCUUUAACAUCCGUUAUUCUAUCCACUCUUUUGAUUUUUCUUCUCAAAUCCAAAUUACAACAUGUUCCCACAAUUGGUUAUUUAUCAAAGGGAGUGAACCCGCCUGCAGCAAACAUGCUAUAUCUUCAUGGUCCUCAUCUGGCCCUUGCUAUUAAAACAGACUUAAUAACUGGCAUCUUAUCUCUCACUGUAAGCAGUCCUGAAAUUUUUGUGUCAUUUGCCUUCAAUUUUUAG